AUGUCUUUUGUCGACCUUCUGUUUCCCCAGGCGGAGCUCGAGGCUCUUGGGAACAAAUGGCAUGAACCGGCUCCUAAGAGGAGAAAGCUAGGAUCUGGGAUGCCGCAAGUGGUCAAGGAGAAUCCGUCAGCACGAAGGAGGCAGAGUAAUGAGACAAAUUUGAGUCAAAGGCGCCAUAGACUCUCUACACCCACGGCGCAUCGACCUGGCAUACAGUCAUCAUGCGCCGAGGAUAGCAGAACUCGCCAUACGAAGAGGUCGAACUCGGACUCGCAAGCGCUAUUAUUUCCAGCCACAUCAACCCAGCAGGCGAAGCACACAACAACAAGCAAGUCAUGUCUUCCGAGCUUCAUCGAGCCUUCACUUCUGAGGAACUACCUUCGUCAUCUUCAUCCUAAAGACAGCAAUCGGUACACGAGUCCCAGCAGUCCCAACUCGAAUGUCCCUUCUACCGAGGAUGCGGUCCCUUCUCCAGGCUCUCUGGUACUAGAUUCAGCUCCAUCUCCUGCCUCGACAGAUAAUUGCCCAACUCCGGGCGCUGUUUGUGACCAAUUCCGUUCUGGACCAUUCGGCCACUUGUUCAAUGGUAUGCGCCUCACCGACAACGAACGAGACCUGAUGGAGGACCUACUGAGCGAGUCUCCUCCUACAAUGCAAGAGGAAAUGCCUACUCACAAGCGCAGACAGGAGGAGGGCAAAGUCCAAGUGGCAUCGGAGGACUACUCUUCUAUUGAGGAGUCGCUGCUACAAACGAUGCUCCCUCAAAAUCCACCUAAGGGGACUCAGGCCCUUGGUAACGAAUCAACCAGCUCUGUCAAAACACCAAGGGAGUACGAUGUGCAUUCAUCAGGAUUGAGCCUGGCGACCGACGAAGCACAGGAUGAGAGUGAUGUUACCAGCCACAGGGGGAUUGUCAUCUACGAUUAUGGUGCACUCAGUGUUGACGACUUUUUCGAUCUUGACGAAGCGUCUACCUGA
Messenger RNA from Cladophialophora yegresii CBS 114405, 978 nucleotides. RefSeq lists its product as uncharacterized. NCBI's taxonomy places the organism in Eukaryota, Fungi, Ascomycota, Eurotiomycetes, Chaetothyriales, Herpotrichiellaceae. The transcript has a single exon. Bases 1 to 978 code for a protein of 325 amino acids. The record is from RefSeq and is a predicted model, not a curated record.